Nilaparvata lugens (brown planthopper) is the source of this 1751-nucleotide messenger RNA. It is a transcript of the gene LSm1, whose product is annotated as U6 snRNA-associated Sm-like protein LSm1. Gene Ontology annotation, biological process: deadenylation-dependent decapping of nuclear-transcribed mRNA. Bases 793 to 1626 code for a protein of 277 amino acids. The record is from RefSeq and is a predicted model, not a curated record. Gene Ontology annotation, cellular component: Lsm1-7-Pat1 complex; P-body. Lineage: Eukaryota; Metazoa; Arthropoda; Insecta; Hemiptera; Delphacidae. Gene Ontology annotation, molecular function: RNA cap binding. The transcript has 2 exons.
UCUACACAAUGGGUGUUUACAUUUGAAAUACUCGAGUUACAAACCCUAAGUCACCCCCUUUUGAGGGGUUGAAAUUCAGUUGUAAGUCAAAAGGUAGAGAAUUUGAUCAAUAACUUACCUUGAAAGUGGCCCCCUGUGGGUUGGGGGAGCUUUGAGUCGAUAAUGAAUCAUACUCAAUAAUGUUUUGAAAACCAGAAUUCACCCACAGUAUCCAUGCUUGUCGUAGGAGGCGACUAAAAUGGACCUCAAGGCAACUCUGAACAAUGUACAACUCUGUACAAUUACAAAAAAUUGUAAUGUAAAUAAAUAAAUAAACUCCAGAAGUUGCCUUGCCUUCAAACCCACGGGAUCUGUCCCAUCAGGGCAAUUUCGGAGGGACAAAAAUAAAAACCAAAGAGACCAGAGAUGGGCGAAACUCCAGGCACAAAUGUGGGUCAAGAGGCUGAGUCGAAGGUGGCCGGCGCCCUAGAGGCAGUUUAGCGUCCCCUCUCUCAGCGGAAGGACCUACAAAAAGUCCAGUAGUGGAACUCACGAGUUUGGGGGUGGAGAGGCCAAAACUCAGCCUGCAACCAGGUGAUGAAUGGAAUGUUAGUAUAGGGGAAAACUCCUGGUUCUUAUAAAGGACAUCCCCCUCAGAGUUCUUAUCUGGCAGUCGAUGAGUUCGGAUCGGUGUUUAUCGAAGCUUCAAAACAACUCUUAAACGUGUUGCAGCGUAUCGGCUGGUUCGAUUAACAUUGAAGUAACGUUUGAAAGUGAAUUUAAAAGUGUGUAUUCGAAUUUCAAUACUAUAAAAUGUUGAAGUGUGCUAAAUGCUCCAAGGACAUUGCGUCGACGAAGGACGGAUGCUGUGUAUGCGUUAAGUGUCAAUCCCAUUACCACACAGCAUGUGUAAGCGAAGCGAAGACACGUGCUUCACUGGUUAACUGGACAUGUGAAAAGUGUGACCUUAAGAAUAAACCAUCAAGUAUCAGUGAACAGGGAAACGAUAAAAUACUAGAAGCGAUUUCUACGCUUAGAAGUGAUAUGAACAAAAGACUGGACAGCAUGCAAAAUAAGUUAGAUGAAAUGAAUGGUUUGAAGGAAAAAGUAGACAGUGUUACAGAGAAAGCAAACAUAAUAGACGAUAAAGUGCAACAGUUGAAUGCUGAAAAGUCUAAACUACAACUAGAAUUAACUGCUGCUAAGAAAGAAAUAAACGUUCUUCAAAAACAAACAAAAAAAAACAAUAUCGUGAUUUCUGGAAUCCCAGUGCAACCAAAUGGGACCAGUGUUUUCCCUUUCCUGAAUAGAAUAGCUCAAUUAUUGAAUCUGCCUUAUUGUCUAACGGAUUUUAAUGCUGCACAUUGGUUACCAGUUCGGGCGGGCGAUCAGCGAUCCCAACCAAUAGUUGUGUCUUUCAAGGAGAAGAAGAUGGCCUCCGUAUGGACAAACAAUGGCCAUGUGAUGGCUAAAAGAAAUCCUACAUCACGUCCAUUCCGAGUCAGAUGUCUGCUGGACCUUCAGGACAACACGCUUUCAGCUGCUGACGCCACUGGAGGCGGCGCCGCCCCCGCCCCCGCCGACGCACACGAUACAGUUGCUCAAGCGCCGCCGCCACCGCCACAUACAAUCACCGUCAGUCAAUAGAUAAGUGCUCAAACUCAAGGACACCAUUAAAGAGUACAAUUUACCACUAGAAGAAGUAUCUGUCGAUGACAUUCUAGAAGCUCAGAGACGAGAACAGGAAUCAAAACACCAACAUGAAAAGUUAA